AUGCUUUUCUGGGCAUUGGUCGUUUUCAGUUUUUCUUUCAAAAUGUCGCUGCCUUGGUAUUACUUGGAGAAACCAACAAGGAUGAUUUUACUGAGAUGCUACUAUGCUAUAUGUGCCUUCACGUAUCCAGUGUUUGUGGGUCUCAACUGGAAGACUUAUGCGCCGACUAGGGCCGAGGUGCUAGCCGGCAGGUCUCUUAGAGAAGAGAUUCUUAAUCCACUGAAUGUCAAGAAAUGA
Molecule: messenger RNA, 237 nt
Organism: Necator americanus (New World hookworm)
Lineage: Eukaryota; Metazoa; Nematoda; Chromadorea; Rhabditida; Ancylostomatidae
Exons: 4
Coding region: 1-237 (78 amino acids)
Source: RefSeq, a predicted model, not a curated record